Molecule: messenger RNA, 2754 nt
Organism: Calliphora vicina (urban bluebottle blowfly)
Lineage: Eukaryota; Metazoa; Arthropoda; Insecta; Diptera; Calliphoridae
Gene: Trim9
Product: E3 ubiquitin-protein ligase Trim9
Exons: 10
Coding region: 161-2707 (848 amino acids)
Biological process (GO): axon guidance
Cellular component (GO): neuron projection
Molecular function (GO): zinc ion binding; protein binding
Source: RefSeq, a predicted model, not a curated record
AAAAGUGUUUAAAAAAUAAUACAAAUAUUUUCAAAAAUGCAAAAAUAACUUGUGUAUAAAAUUUGAAAUUUGUGAAUUGCUGCUAAUUUUAUCCUGAAAAACACCCACCCUAUACCAUCCAAUACCCUUUUAAAGCGGCAUCAUUAAAUACAAACUGAUUAUGGAGGACGAAUUACGUUGCCCUACUUGCAAACAGCUAUUUGCUAAUCCCGUAUUGCUGCCUUGUUUUCACGCUCUGUGUUUGGGUUGUGCCCUGGAUAUACAAACACCCUAUACACCGGGAGCCAUAUUAGCCUCAGUUACAGGCGGUUCAGCCUCCUUAAAUGGUGGCACCAUACACAGUGUAGCCGCCACCAUACAUCCACAUCCUUCGGGUGCAGCCUCAAAUCAUCAUACACAUUCACACACACACGCCACCACUAGGCAUUCAUCCAACUCUUCGGCUGCCAGUACAGCCAGCUCGGCCACUGGCUCCGAAUCGGUAACUUCCGAUCAAGAUCAAGCCGACAAGGUUAGCAUUUUGAGUGAAGCUGAUUCUGGUGUAGUUUGCUGCUCCAAUACUUCACGGCCAGUUUCGUACGCUGGUACUGGACACAUACAGGGUUUAUUGCAGGGAGCUGCUUCUGCACCACCCGGUGCUGCUUACAGUCUCACUUGCCCUUUGUGUCGUAAAAUUGUGUUCUUUGACGAGGGUGGUGUACGCAAUCUGCCACCCUAUCGUGCCAUGGAAUCCAUUGUGGAUCGUUUCUGUGCUCGUGAGGCCUUACGCUGCCAGAUGUGUGAAACUGAUCCCAAAGUGGCCUCUUUGGUGUGUGAACAAUGUGAAAUACGUUAUUGCGAUUCUUGCCGUGAAUUGUGUCAUCCAGCCAGGGGUCCCCUGGCCAAACACACUUUGGUUAAGCCUAAGGGCGCGGCUCAACAGCGCGAGUCGGUUUGUGGUGAACAUGAAGAUAUUUUGUCAAUGUAUUGUCUGACUUGCAAGAUGCCAGCCUGUCCGGAGUGCAUCAAUGAUCAGCGUCAUCCACAACAUGAAGUGCAGCCGAUCAGCACUACUUGUAAAGCUCAAAAGACGGAACUUUCACACAAUCUGCAACAAUUGUCAGAGAAGGCACGUUCAACAACAGAAUUUAUACAACGGCUAAAGGGCAUGAGUGAUAAAGUGACGGAAUCCUGCAUAGAAUUUGAAAGACUGGUGGCCGCACAAUGUGAAGCCUUAAUACAAGCCAUACAUGAUAGACGUGAAUAUCUAUUAGAAGCAAUACGCAUGGAUAAAGAUACCAAAAUACGAAUAUUAAAGGAUCAACAAUCAAAUUGUACUGGGAAAUUGCAACAAACCACGGGUCUUAUACAAUUUUGUAUUGAGGCAUUAAAAGAGACUGAUAGUGCUGCAUUUUUACAGGUUGGUUCCAUGCUAAUAAAUCGCGUUGCCAACACCGACAUGACUUGGCACCAGGAAGUAACAAAUGCUGCACCCCGUGUUUCACCCAUUGUUGAUUUAACCCUCGAUGAUGCUUCCGUUUUACGAUCCAUUGAUAAUUUAAAUUUUAUACAAAUGAAACCUGCUAAAGAUGGCGAUGAAAGAUUACCAGCAGGUGAGAUGCUAGAUGAUCAUUUAAUCAGCAAUACAACAUUUACCACAUCCAUACUAUCCACCAAUACAGUCAUCAAUACCUCAUUAUUAGACAAUACAACAACAACAGCAACACCUACAGCAAAUCCAGCAAACAUAUCAAUACCAUCUAUGCCAACCAGCUUACUGUCCUACAAUUUCAAUGAUAAUAAUAAAACCUCAACAUUACGCUCCACCAAAUCCAAUAAAUCAUCAUCAUCUUCCUCCUCAACAUCAAUAUCCCUGAAAAUGAAUGCAUUUAAAAAAUUAAUUAACUACGAUGAAUCCAUAUCAUCUCCACAACCUCCUGCAAUUAUACCACAAGAUUGUUCAGCGGAAAAUAAUUCAGUUACCGUGGCGUGGCAGGCGCCAAAUCAUUCACAUGUUGAGGGUUACGUUUUAGAAUUAGACGAUGGCAGCGGUGGAGAGUUUAGGGAAGUUUAUUGUGGCAAAGAAACAAUAUGCACCGUUGAUGGUUUACAUUUUAAUUCAAUGUACAAUGCUCGUGUCAAGGCUUUCAAUAGUGCUGGAGAAGGUGAAUACUCUGAACUUAUUGGAUUACAAACGGCUGAAGUUGCCUGGUUUACAUUUGAUCCCGUUUUAAGCGGUGGUCCUGGUUCUGGUCUUGUCUUUAGCAAUAACAAUUCCACCGUUUCGGUGGAAGGCUGGGAACAUCGUGUCGCAUUGGGCUCUGUGGGUUUUUCACGUGGCAUUCACUAUUGGGAAUUUACCAUUGACAAUUAUACAGCAGAUACAGAUCCUGCCUUUGGUGUGGCACGCAUUGAUGUUAAUCGCAAUAAAAUGUUGGGUAAAGAUGAAAAAUCAUUUGCCAUGUACAUUGAUCGUCAGCGUUCUUGGUUCCAGCAUAAUUCUGUGCAUGAGCGACGCGUUGAGGGUGGCAUUAGCACCGGCAGCACCAUUGGUGUUUUACUCAAUUUAGAAAGACACACUUUAAGUUUCCUGGUUAAUGGCAUGCCACAAGGUUCUAUAGCGUUUCGUGAUUUAUACGGUGUCUUCUAUCCAGCUGUUAGUAUUAAUCGUGGUGUCACCCUAACCAUGCACUCAGCCUUGGAUGCGCCACAAAUGGAUUAUUUUUAAGCAAACGGUAAUGAAUGGAAUCUGAGAUUUUCUAUUAAUAAAAGAAA